Melanotaenia boesemani (Boeseman's rainbowfish) is the source of this 2146-nucleotide messenger RNA. Its product is annotated as E3 ubiquitin-protein ligase TRIM39-like. Bases 85 to 1836 code for a protein of 583 amino acids. The record is from RefSeq and is a predicted model, not a curated record. Gene Ontology annotation, molecular function: protein binding; zinc ion binding. Lineage: Eukaryota; Metazoa; Chordata; Actinopteri; Atheriniformes; Melanotaeniidae. The transcript is spliced from 2 exons.
UCUUCUCUGUUAACUCGAAAGCGAAACUUCUCUCUCUUCGCUGUUUUUCUUCAGAGAAAACAACGGUCUUCGUUGCUGAAAGACAUGGCUUUUCCCAGCUCUUCCACAUUUCACCAACAGUUUCAGUGUUCAGUCUGUCUGGAUGUUUUCACCGAACCCGUCUCCACUCCAUGCGGACACAACUUCUGUCAGGGCUGCAUCACCGGCUACUGGGCUGCCAGUAAGGUCAGCCAGUGUCCUCUCUGCCUGGAGACGUUCCACCAAACGCCCGAGCUGCGAGUCAACACAGAAUUCAGAGACAUUUUGGAGUUUUUCAAGAGCACGAGAGGUGCAGCUGAGGACAGCAGUCCCCCCGUCCGGUCCUGGGAGGUGCCCUGUGACCUCUGCAGUGGGGUGAAGCGUAAAGCUGUAAACUCCUGCCUGGUGUGCCUGGUCUCCUACUGCAGCUCUCACCUGGAGCCACAUAACCAGGUUCAGGCUCUGAAGUGGCACAAGCUGAUCAGCCCUCUGAAGUCCCUGGAGGAGAGAGCGUGCAACAAACACAACAAGCUGAAGGAGUUUUUCUGCAGGAACGACCAGAGCUGUGUGUGCGUCACAUGCAUGAGGGACGACCACGUCAUGCAUGAUGUCGUCUCCCUGGAGGAGGAGCUCAAGGAGAGGAAAACUCAGCUGAAGCAUGUGAAAGCGAAUGUAGAGCACAGGCUAAAGGAGAAGACCGUCAAAGCUCACAUGAUCCAAAACUCAAUCAAACAAACGCGCCAGGAGGUGGAGAAAUCCAAAGCAGAAAGCAUAAAGUCUUUUGAAUCUCUGGUGGCUUUGAUUGAGACCAAAAAGCUGAAGCUGAUCAGGUUGUUGGAGGAGAAGCAAAGAGAAGCAGAGCAGCAGGCGGAGGUGCUCAUCAGACAACUGGAGCUGGAGAUCGCUGAAGACCGGAGGCUGAGUGUCGAGUUGGAGGAGCUCUCAAAUACCGAAGAUGACUUCAGACUCCUGCAGGACCUCCCGUCCAUCCCCCCUCCUUCUAACGCCCAACCCUUCACACCUGGACACCUAACGCUGCUGCACGCAGACCUGAUGAGGAGGGCAGUAGCGGACAUGAAGGAGAUGCUGAGUGAUCAGAUGGAGAACAUCAUCAGGGAGGUGUGUCUGAUGGAGGCAGAGGAAGCACAAGAUUCCCAAACAGGACAUGUGAUGGACGACGAGCUUGGGACAAUCCAGAACCAGUAUGCAGCAGAAGUGACUUUGGAUCCCUACACAGCACACCCUUCCCUCAUCGUCUCCGGCGACAAGAAGCGAGUGAGGGACGGAGUCUGGAAGAGAAACGUCCCCGAAAACUCGUCCAGGUUCGACUGUCUUCACUUUGUCCUGGGAAAUGAGGGCUUUUCAUCCGGCAAGUUCUACUAUGAGGUUACACUGAGAGGACAAAAGACGUGGGAAGUUGGCGUUACAAGAGAAGACAUCAGGAGGAAAGGUGCUGAUUUGUCCCUCAGUCCUGAAAGUGGGUGCUGGACUCUGGGGUCUUACUGGGGACGCUGCCAGGCUAACACAAACCCUCCCCUGGUCCUGCCUAAAAAGCCUGAGAAGCUCGGGGUGUUUGUGGAUUAUGAAGGAGGGUUGGUUUCCUUCUAUGAUGUGGACACCAGGGCCCAGAUUUACUCCUUCACACAGUGUAUCUUCACAGUAAGUCCAAACACAAAUUUUCUAAGUGGCAUCGGACGUCGGGUUUACACCGGCAAAAUAACAAAGACCAGCAUCUACCCAAUAUUCAGACCCAGUUCUGAGGAGGGAGCUGCUCCACUACAGAUCUGGUCUCUCAGAGGCGCCAAAAGAAAGACGUAAUACAGGAAGUUAAACUCAUCGUCUGUGAUUAGAAAUAAAAACCAAGUGAAUCAACCAUGUCUGUAAUCUUUAGUUGUAUGAAUUUAUACAUCACAUUUAAGAUUUCUGGGAUUUCAGUAUGGAUUUCUUUUAUCUUUGAGUCCUUUUAGGAGCAGAUUAGAGACUUUGAAUUCAUCUGAAUUUUACUCACAAAGAAGUGUAGAUAAACUCUUAAUGUUGACAGAAAACUAUUUAAUCUCUAAAACAUCUGGUUGUUGUGAAGCUGUUGAAAUGUCCAUGAGUCUUUAAUUCUUCUGAUCUCAAAUCAAAU